Microthlaspi erraticum is the source of this 420-nucleotide messenger RNA. The record is from the annotation of a GenBank genome assembly. Lineage: Eukaryota; Viridiplantae; Streptophyta; Magnoliopsida; Brassicales; Brassicaceae.
AUGGCCGACGAAGCAGCUCGCGCUCAUGCCGCUGAAGUGGCGCAAGCUAAUGAAGAAGGACGAGAUCCACCUCCUCCUCCUCCUAAUCCACAAGACCCUGCUGGGGACAUCAAUGUGCAACCUCAAGCAGGCACCCAAACAAUCGGAUAUUAUGACUCUCGGGAAGGAACAGCUCUCGCUCGGCCAGACGAACUUAGCGCGACAGAAACUGUCCGCGUGGAACGCAUGGACAGGAAGGAAACAGGCCGCGCUCGGCCGGAAUCACGUACCGUUACGGUCGAUCCGGGAAGCAAACGUUCGGCCUCGGCCGAAUUUCUCGUCCAUACGCAGGAUUUGGCCGACCAAAUCGCACGACCGCGACAAAUCCAUCGGCCAUCGGCCCAAACUUUUCUCGGCCAAGGUAAGUCCCCUUUUCAUUAA